Messenger RNA from Candoia aspera, 1146 nucleotides. RefSeq names its product DnaJ heat shock protein family (Hsp40) member C4 (gene DNAJC4). NCBI's taxonomy places the organism in Eukaryota, Metazoa, Chordata, Lepidosauria, Squamata, Candoiidae. The transcript is spliced from 8 exons. The record is from RefSeq and is a predicted model, not a curated record. The coding region runs from base 161 to 1039 and encodes 292 amino acids.
CCUUCGGGACGGCGGGAGGCUCGCGGCGGUGAGGUCAAAAUGGCGGCCGCGGUCGACGCACAAGUUGAGAUCGUUUGGGACUUUUCUUCUUCCUUCCACUCCACUUCCGGGCUCCCAAGGUAGCUUCUGCCGCUAAGACCAGGAUAAGGGAUUUCAAGAAAUGACCUUGGCUAACCUCUAUUUCAUUUGUCGUUGCUGCCAACUUUGCCAAAAUUCCCGGCAUCGGGCGUUUUCUACCACAAUCUAUAGGUGGUCUCCAGCCAGGAAUCUUAACUACUAUGAUGUUCUGGGGAUCAAGCAAGAUGCUACUACGAAGGAGAUCAAACAAGCUUUUUUUAGGAAAUCAAAGAAGCUCCACCCUGAUAGCAACCCAACGAACCCCAAGCUGCACAGCCAGUUUGUGAAGCUCAACGAGGCCUACAACGUGUUGAGUAAAGAGAAAAGCCGCAGAGAUUACGACGCCCAGCAAACGGCCCGGAAGACCUGGGAACGUCAGGGAUCCAGCAGACGUUCAGCGCAGGAUCCUUUCGACUUCACUCAUUUUCAUCACCAGCAAACAGCCCGGAAGACUCGGGAACGUCAGGGAUCCAGCAGACAUUCGGCUGAAGACCCUUUCAAUUUUGCUCACUUUCAAUCAAGGAGAAGAAACCCAGACCCCUAUGAGGAAUUUUGGUACUGGCAGGACUUCCCCAAACCACCCCCAGAAUGGUUUUCAGGCCCCGAGAUCGAGAAGAGGCAGCGCCGUAACCAAAGGAUUGUGAUGUACUGUCUGCUUAUAAUGUCUGGAAGCCUGUUCAUUCACUACAUAUCAUACAGACACGUCGCAAAAUUACACACCCACUUGAUGGAUGAGAGAGACCGUGUGAUCACCCAGGCCCUUAUUAAGGAGAAGGAGCAAGCCAGGGCCAGGCACGAAGAGCGGCUGCAGCAGGAGCAGAACGCCCCGAUUGUCGAAGAGCACCCUGCCUGCUCUAGACCACGCUCAGAAAUGUUGGGCUCCGCAAAGGAUCCGGUUCCUCCUGUCUCUACUGCCAAGUAAACUUGUUGGAACCAGCCAUCUUCCAAGCUGGUGGCGGAGGCCGGCCGCCUCGCCCUCCCAGCUUCUCCCCACUUCUUUCCAAUAGAAGCACUUUAAUACACUGACAA